AUGUUGAUAUAUCCAGAGGAUGUACCAGUAGUAAUAGACGAAUUACAAUUCCGAUUUGGUCGUCCGGAAAUGCUUGUAAAGUCGCAGAUUGCCAAGAUAAAAGAGUUUCCAAAGAUUGCGUAUAACAGACUAGAUCAGAUCCGUCUGGAUCAGAUACAGUCCUUAUGGGAAAAGGUUGGACAGGAGUAUGAGACCGCUUCCAAAGCAGCUCUGCGCGAGGGAGGUAGCGGAAAUCUUCCGCUACUUCAAAAUAAAUACGAGCACUGCUAUGCCGUGUACGAAAGAUGUGCUUCCAAGUUGAACGAAGACAUCGACCGUCUGUCCGUCUCCACUUCACCGGCAAGAACAGCUCCGCCGACAGAGACAUUCUCGAAGGGUUGCAGUCUUCCGCCAUGCGAUACAGAGAUCUUUGACGGAGAUUACCUGCGCUGGCCCACUUUUCGUGACCUUUUUACGGUCAUUUAUAUGGGCACUCCGGCCAAACCUAUGCUCAAGAUCGACACGACGGCGUUUGUGCUGCCGAACCUGGCCGGCAAUCUUCCGACAAGCACAAUUGAUCGAAGCAUUCUUGAUAGGCUGCCAAAUAUGCCAUUGGCAGAUCCGUCGUUUUUGCAGCCGUCUCAGAUAGACCUUCUUCUAUCAGGCUGGAGGCCAAACAUAUCCAUAGAGUCCGGAGCAACCAUGGAAACACAUCUCACAAAAUUUUGGGAGGUGGAGGACCUUCCAUGCAGACUGAUCCUGCGACGGGAAAUAUAUAGUAUCCCUGCUGUCAAGGAUUCAGAGCACAUUGACUUGGGGCAUUCGAGGAGUUCCGCACUCGCACAAUAUCUGAGGAAUGAGACUCGCUUGAAGAAGGAGCCCGCUCUCAAAGACACUUAUGACUCAGUGAUCCAAGAAUAUAUUGAUCUUGGCCAUAUGAAGCCGGUGCCUCCGAAUACUGACAAGAUAAAUUUCUAUCUACCCCAUCACGCAGUAUUCAAGCCCGAAAGUGCGACCACGAAAGUUCGCGAAGUUUUCAACGCAUCCAGUCCUUCUUCCAAUGGGAACAGCCUUAAUGACAUUCUGUAUCCAGGGCCAGUACUGCAGUCCGAUCUCACUCUUCAAAUCCUGAAGUGGCGGACGUUUAAAUUCGUUUUCAAUGCCGACAUCACCAAGAUGUAUCGGCAAAUUCUCCUAAACCAAGAGCACACUCCGUUUCAGAGAAUUCUCUUUCGAAAUGGCCAAGGGAAUAUAUCCGACUUCGAGCUUCAGACGGUCACGUUUGGAGUGAAUUGUGCCCCUUUCCUGGCCCUACGAACACUGCAACAAUUGUCCGACGAUGUCAACGCCCAAUAUCAACGGGCGUCGCAUAUAAUUUCAAACUAUAUGUAUGUCGACGAUGUGCUAGCCGGAGCCCAUACAGAAGCUGAAGCUAUUUUAGCCAUUCAGGAGCUGCAAGCAGCUCUGACCUCAGCUGGAUUCCCUCUCUGCAAGUGGACAUCCAAUGAACGUGCACUCCUUAAAGCACUUCCUAAAGAGCAUCUACUUUCGACUGAUUUUCUUGAUCUCGAAGAGGUCAGCACCACUAAGACAUUGGGAGUACGGUGGAACGCUACGACGGAUGAGUUCUAUUUUGUCCCAACAGAGGUCACCAUUCAGGCAAACUAUUCGAAACGCGACGUCUUAUCCCAAAUCGCGAAAUUGUUCGAUCCAGCUGGGUGGCUCUCCCCAUUUGUAGUUCAGGCCAAAAUCCUGAUGCAGGAUAUCUGGUUAGCCAGCGUCGAAUGGGAUGAGUUUCUUCCUGCAGACCUACUACAUCGCUGGCAUGAUUUCCUUCGGAGCUACAGUUUCCUCCACCAAGUUCGCAUCCCGCGUUGGGUACAUUUUCAACCGGGAGUGCAUGUCCAAAUCCAUGGUUUCUGUGAUGCUUCCCAAAAGGCUUAUGGCGCAGCGAUUUACUUUCGCAUCCAGUCGCUCCGCCAGUGGUCUCACAUGCGUUCCGAGCACAACCCAGCAGAUCUAGCCCGUCGUGGAGUAACGGCUGAAGAGCUGGCUACCAGUGAGCUGUGGUGGCAUGGGCCCUCCUGGCUAACUCAGCAACAAGAUACCUGGCCUGCGCCUUACGAACCAGUUUCCGACAUCGACAUCGAGAAGCGACUUAUACGUAACCAUUUAGCAUGCCCGAAGCAGGACAUGUUUGAACGGUUCUACAAGCUCGACAAGGCUCUACGAGCUUUCGCCUAUGUUCAGCGCUUCAUCCAACGCUCGCAAAAACGACCUAUUCCAGGCGAGCUGCAGCUAUCCAAUACAGAGAUUUCCACAGCUGAGCGACUCCUAAUUUUCAUGACCCAACGCAGAUACUUUGCGCUUGAAUAUGCCUGCCUGAGCCAAAAGCGGCCAAUUCCAGCAUCCAGUUCUAUUAAGAACAUGAAUCCUUUCCUUGAUCCUCACGGCCUCAUCAGGGCGUGUGGUCGGGUGACGGCCUCCGAAGUCCUCCAAUAUGAUGAACGGCAUCCGAUUUUUCUUCCAUACAACUGUCAGUUGGCGCGUCUCCUUGUAUCCUUUACGCAUCGCAUAUCCUUGCACGGCGGUAAUCAGCUAAUGGUACGCCUGAUCCGCCCAAAAUUCUGGAUACCAAGGGUCAUGAACUUAGUCAAGUCAGUAAUUUUCUCCUGCAAAAUAUGUGUGAUCCACAAAAAGAAGUUGCCGACUCAACUCAUGGGCGAAUUACCGAAAGAAAGAACGUCCUUUUCGCGGCUUUUUACGUACACAGGCAUGGAUUAUGCCGGACCGUUUGACAUAAAGAACUACACCGGGAGAGCCUGCCUGAUUACCAAGGGCUAUGUGUUGGUGUUUGUAUGUUUCUCCACGAAGGCCAUCCAUUUAGAGCCUACUUCUUACCUCACAACAGAGAAGUUUCUCGCAGCAUUCGCACGAUUCGUCUCCCGAAGAGGGUGCCCUCGACAAGUUCAGUCGGACAAUGGGAAGACCUUUGUUGGUGCAGCCGCAGUGCUGUCGCGUGAAUUUCUGCAAGCUGUCAAGGAGUCCGUGACGAAUGCUUAUAGUCACCAGGAACUCCUUUGGCAAUUCAUACCCCCAAGAGGAUUGUGGGAAGCUGGAGUUAAAAGCUUCAAGACCCUGUUUUAUAAAUCCACAGCCACUCGAAAGUAUACGUUCGAAGAACUCUCCGCAUUGCUGGCCAAGAUUGAGGCCAGUCUAAAUUCGCGUCCACUCGCCCCGAUGUCCGAAGGCCCCACAGACUUGUUAGCACUCACGCCAGGUCAUUUUCUAGUGGGUGGACCCCUUCUUGCCACCGUCGAGCCCGAAAUUAAGGGUGCGUCCACUUCUAUUAUCAACCGGUGGCAGCACCUUAAGGCCUUUCAUCAGCAAUUCCGCCUGAGAUGGAAGGAAGAGUACCUCAAGGAGCUCCAUAAGCGAACAAAGUGGCAAGUCCCCACAAGAAAUCUCGAGGUGGGCGAGAUGGUUAUAAUCAAGGACGAUAAUCUGCCAUCCAAUGAGUGGCGGCUCGGCAGGAUUGAUUCCGUGUUUCCCGGACCCGAUGGUCAUGUCCGAGGAGUUCCGACCGGGCCUUCAGUGGCCACUUUGCUGCAGCGACACAGCGUAAACCUCCUCCCGACCGCGCUGCGAGUGUUCGACACGGCGGCGCUCAUCGACCCAUGCACGCCUGUGAGCUGCAUUGACUCGUCGCUGGCGGCUUCUUUGCGACUUGCGACGACCGCUGUGGGUGGUGAACAGAUCUGUUCAGCCACCGUCGGCUCGAAAACGAACGCCCAUGUCCGGCUCGAUCUCGUUUUCAAAGUCCGCACUCCGAUCCGACAGUUGGAUGAGACUGUGCGGGCUUACUUCAAGGACAUCACCUUAGCUGACAAACGUUUCUACCUUCCGGCUACGAUCUCCGUCGUCCUGGGCGCGGAUGUGUACCCUAAAGUGAUGCAGCAUGGGUUCCUGAAGGUGCAGGAUGGAUUGCCGGUGGCCCAAAGAACCGUAUUUGGAUGGGUCCUGUCCGGGGCCUGUCACACGCCGUAA
Molecule: messenger RNA, 4026 nt
Organism: Drosophila kikkawai
Lineage: Eukaryota; Metazoa; Arthropoda; Insecta; Diptera; Drosophilidae
Source: RefSeq, a predicted model, not a curated record